AGAGACAUACCCAGGCCUGGGCAACUGUUACUUGUUUUGCUCGGACUCGCUAAUCUGUUACGGCUUGAACCAGAGGUGUGACGGGAUCAAGUUCUGUCCUCAAGGGGACGACGAAUUAUUCUGUGACUACAGGACUGACUGGGACAACUUUAAGAUUUCCACUUUCAAACCGACUACACUGAAACCGGAAAUGUCGUGGGUCGAUGACCAAAACAACCAGUACAACCACAAUAACCAGUACGGGAUGGAGCCAUCCCAAAGCAGCCAAGACGCGACACCGUUGCGCCUAGGGGGCGGAGAGAUCACGGGGAUAAUUGUGGGAGUCGUUUUCUUCGUCGUGAUGAUGCUUGUCAUAUGCUGCUGGGCCAUAAAGCGUCGACAAGAGCGACUCGAAGACGCACGCCCUCUGGUGACCAACAUCCCUACCACACCUUCCAUGCAGCGCCUCCCCACCCAAGGCUCGACACAGGUCGCCAUUCAACCCGGUUACCGGCUUGCCGCCGCACAGCCCGGUGCCCCUGCCCCCAGGGGAGCAAUAGGCCUAAUCAUCGUCCGACGCGUCUUCUGCAUAGCCAGUGUCGCGCGAGCCGAACCGGCAGUGCCGGUGUCGCCGCCUCCAUAUGAAACGCUGGGUCCUGUCACGCCGGAAAUGUGUACAUCGGAAGGUGUCCUUAAAGAAAGCGAUUCGCCACCGCCAUAUAGGGAGAGAUACUGACACAGAAAUUAUAAAAGAUGCUUUAACACAAAUACGCCGCUAUGUGCUGUGCGCCAUUACUUUGAAUGGUUGUGUCCAUAUUCGUUUAAGGGUAUUGUUGCAAUGUGCAUACUUUGUGACAAAUUAACCAGCCGUUGAAUGAAUGGAUGUGAUGUGUCUGUAAAAUGUCUUUUUGUAUGUGUCUACAUGCAUGUUGUAAUUAUUCAAAUUGACAUGUUAACCCAUUUAUGCCGAGCGUCUAGAAAAAAAAGCAUUGGCAAACAGCGUAGACCCAGAUGAGACGCUGCAUGAUGCGGCGUCUUAUCAGGGUCUGUGCUGUUUGAUUCAAGGAAUUUCUAUAGGAAAUAUUCUAAAUAUAGAAAUAAAUAUACUAGACAUGGAAAUAAAUUGAUCCAAUUUAAUAGGAUGGAAGAGUCCACUAGUCAUAAAUGGGUUAAAGUAAACUUUUUCUUUGAGAUCUACUAAGAUCCACAACGUACAGUAUCAAUUUAAGACAUUUUAAUUUUGUUAUUGACGCUUGUGAUAUUCCUGUUGAUUGCUUUUAUGAAUACAAUGACAAUAUUUAACAUUUUGUAAUAAUAAAAUUGUUCUUUAUAAAAUUAAUUUACGAACGCAAUAUGCAACCUUAUACAUGUCUAGACGAUACAUUAGUUUUGUCGUGUUGAGUCGCUUAUGCUUGCAGGCCAUAUAAGAAUUACCAAUGUCCAUAAUUUGAUGUAAAACUUGCACUCUCACCAUGAUGAUUAAGUUCACGGAUAUAAAAAUAGAAAACAGUUUUUUUCAUGCAUUUUAAUUUGUAAGAUUCGCAUUUGCAUUCGUGUUUUCUCAUAUGUUGAGUUCAUUAAAUUAUAAGUAAUUAUUGUAUUCAACUUAAAUAGAAUAAUGUACAAGUUAAUGGUAGGGAAAUGCUAAACGCAUUAGAAUUGAUUCAUUUCGUCCAAAUGGCGUCAUGUUUCUGAUCGUUAAUAUAUUUUGUCUGUCGUAUUAAAAUUGCAUCACAGAUGAAUUUAUAAGUGUUUAAUUAAAUUGCAACGUUUGAAUACAAAAAGUCAGUGUCAGCCGUAUUCAAUCUACAUAAGUUAUCUAAUUAUUUGGCGAUGCAUCUUUCAUGAGGGUAUAUAACGUUAAUUGUUAGUCUGUUUCCUAUUUUAACAGUAUUUGAUUUUUUAGUUGCUGCUGGCGGUAAAUGUGAUAUAUUUUGACGUUUCAUGUUGAUAUUAAAUUAUUAUGAUUUAUUUGUAUACCUAUGUACAAAAAAGACAUGCUUUUUUCAAUAUUUUCAAGCGCUUGUAGUAUAAACACUGUAUGAAAUAUGGUU
This is a messenger RNA of Dreissena polymorpha, 2033 nucleotides long. RefSeq lists its product as uncharacterized. The record is from RefSeq and is a predicted model, not a curated record. The transcript is spliced from 4 exons. Lineage: Eukaryota; Metazoa; Mollusca; Bivalvia; Myida; Dreissenidae. Bases 191 to 715 code for a protein of 174 amino acids.